Nylanderia fulva is the source of this 1945-nucleotide messenger RNA. RefSeq names its product Threonyl-carbamoyl synthesis 4 (gene Tcs4). NCBI's taxonomy places the organism in Eukaryota, Metazoa, Arthropoda, Insecta, Hymenoptera, Formicidae. Gene Ontology annotation, cellular component: mitochondrion. The record is from RefSeq and is a predicted model, not a curated record. Gene Ontology annotation, biological process: tRNA threonylcarbamoyladenosine modification.
UUUGUCCUAUAAAAUGUCAUUGGAGUUUUGUCAACCGAGACGUUCGAAAUUUUACGUACGAGUAUCCGAAUGUGGAAUCCUACGCGAAAAUAUACGGAUAGGCCGGCUAUUAUUUUAGGAAUCGAAACAAGCUGUGACGAUACAGGAUGCGGAAUCGUGGACACCGCAGGAAAAAUAUUAGGCGAGGUGAUAAACUCGCAGCAUCUUACUCACUUAAAAUAUGGUGGCAUAAUACCUACAAUCGCUGGCAACAUGCACAGGCAACGAAUCACUGCAGUCUGCGAGGACGCACUGAAAUCAGCGAAUCUAAGAUUAAGAGAUAUAGAUGCUAUUGCAACCACAACUAAACCAGGUCUUCCUUUAUCACUCGCUGUUGGAAAUACCUUUGGCAAAUACCUCUCUAGGAUCAGUAACAAGCCAUAUAUACCGAUACAUCAUAUGGAAGCUCAUGCUUUAACUGUACGGAUGGAAGAAAGAAUAGAUUUUCCUUAUCUCGUUUUGCUCGUAUCAGGUGGCCACAGUUUAUUAGUAAUUGUUGAAAAUGUGAAUCAAUUUUACACAUUAGGUACUACAUUGGAUAAUGCACCUGGUGAAAUUUUUGAUAAGAUUGCUCGUAGACUUAAACUUGCGAAUAUAUCAGAAUUUUCACACAUGAGUGGUGGCCAAGCAAUAGAAAUGGCAGCGAACAAAGCGACAAAUCCGAAAAAAUUUGUUUUUGAACCUGCCAUGACGGGAAGGAGAAAUUGUCAAUUUAGUUUUUCGGGUAUAUCAAACAAAGCAUUACGAUACAUUCUUAAACAAGAAAAGGAAUUUGCGAUUGAUGGGAACACAAUAAUCCCCGAUGUGUAUAAUCUCUGCGCUGCACUACAAAUAGCUGUUGUAAAGCAUAUGUGUCUCAGAACACAAAGGGCAAUGGAAUUUAUUAAUAAUUUGAAUUUGAUAUCGCCAGAGAAACGAACUUUGGUAGUAUCUGGCGGAGUGGCAUGCAACAAUUUCUUAGCAAAGGCUUUAGAAAUUGUUUGCUUGGAAAAGAGUUUUAAAUUCGUCAGAACUCCACCCCGAUUGUGUAACGACAAUGGCGUAAUGAUAGCAUGGAACGGCGUGGAAAGGUGGAUAGCGAAUGUAGGUGUUAUCCGAAAUAGGGACGAAAUUGAAAUGAUAGCUGUCGAGAAAAAGGUACCACUUGGGGAAAGUUGGAUCGAAAGAGUGCAAGAUGCGAAUAUAAAAUGUAAAUUAGUAAAAUUAAAGGGGCUUUGUGAUUAAACAUCUGAUAUGCAAUUUCAAUUUCUCAUUUUAACAAAGACCUUUUAUUUUCGAACAAUUAAUAAAUGUGUUUGUUAGAAAAAAAUUGGAGGAAGAAAAAAUUACUUCACUUUUAAAAGAGAUCUUAGCACACUUUUGACGAGUCGGUAUUAAUAAUAGAAUCAAUUUAUUUGUUUUAUAAAACAUUUAUUUUUAUAAUGUUAUACGAAUCUAUAUAACAGUCGGUGUGCGUUCUUCGUUUUGUCGUUUUAUCCUAUCUAUCAGCUGUAAGUCCAAGGAAUCGCCAUACUGAGCGAUAUGUUUCUGUUCCUCAUACUUAUCUAAGAUGUUUCGUAUCCUCUCUUUAAUUGUUUCUAUCUCGUUUGUAUUGUUCAAAAUUAAAGAUACGGGUAAAAUAUCGUCGAUAUGUAUUAUUUGCUUAGGUCGCAUUUCCUCUGGACAUGUAGCCACAUAGCCAGAUAAAUCGUGCAAUGCCGGCUUAAUUUCUUCGAGGAUACUAUCAGCAUUUUCAGUGUCCAUUUUAUUGAUUAUAAUCAUGGUUGGCAUUUUAAUAGGUCCGGUUUGUAAAGUUCGAUCUCCUUGUUUAAUAAAACCACAGUUUCCAAACAAGAUCUGUGUGUAUGGCUGGAUGAUAAUUGAAAACCUUGUAUGUCUACAAUAAACAAGAGCAGCUUCGUCCUUU